Messenger RNA from Podarcis lilfordi (Lilford's wall lizard), 7880 nucleotides. The record is from the annotation of a GenBank genome assembly. NCBI's taxonomy places the organism in Eukaryota, Metazoa, Chordata, Lepidosauria, Squamata, Lacertidae.
AUGCAGAAAUUCAAUAACAUCUGUGCCAGGUACAGUUAGAAAAGCACAAUUCACAGUCACUAUUGUAAGUUCUCCAUUUUCCUGUCCCAAAGGUGUAAUGGCAAAUAUAGUAACUGUCAAACAGCCUCCUUAACCUGGUGAUUCCAGAUGAUUAAUUUGUAGUAAACAACAAAAUGGUCUGUUUUCAAAUGGCUUAAUUUUCCCCCAGUAUCUUUUUUGUUGUUGUUUUUUUGUUAAAGUUCAGAUUUUAUGCGAAGUUUGAUGAGCAACCACAAUGACAUUUGUCUACUUCCUGAGUGGUUAGAGUCAGUUUGCAACCCCAUGAGGUGCAUGAGUAAUACAACUUGCCAUAUACAGCUUUGCUUGAAAUUACAUAUCUUUGGCAAUCACAUUUAGCUUUGGCAGAAUUUUUCUGUGUUCCUCAUUAUGCCAUCAGGCUUUGAUGCCUGUACUCCCUGAGGCAGGAAAUGUGUUGGCUGUGACCUUUUUCAUUCAAACUGCCCAUUCCACAUAUUUAAUUAUCAGUACUAGUUUUGCUGUGAAAUAUUAGGCAGACCGUUUGUCUUACAAUGUGAAUUUUUGAAGGUGUGAGCACUCAGAAGUGGCACCCAAUUUACAGAGACUUUGGCCAGAGCACUUCAAAGCAGCACUAGCCUGGUUUUUCAAGAAUUAUUUUUAAUUUUUUAAAAAACUAAAUACCACUUGAUUGUAGAAAAAGACUAAAAGCUGUUUAUUUAAAUCAAAGUUGAUAUUUUUUUCUGUAGGAACCCAGGGUCUUGUUUUCCUUUUUCCAAUUAAACAUAUGGUCAAGCAACAUGUGAUAUGAACGCUUUCUGUAAAAAAGCGCUUUCUAGCCAUUUUCAUUUUGAAGAAAAAAGCAGCCUUGUGGCUCUGAUCCAGAAUGUGCUCUCAAUCUAGAUUGGGGCUUGUUCCAAUUUACUUCUUGAAAUCACCCACACAAAAUUAUUUGCACCACAAGGUGAUCUUUUCUGCAGAUUGCAUGUUCAGUAGUAAACAGCAGUCAUUGAAGACGCAAUUUUCAGCAGAAUUUUAAAAAUUGGGGUUUAAUGGCUAUUGUGUAAUACAUUUUGUCAGUAGUAUUCUAAUUGAAGUGUAUUUGAUGGGGAAAUUAUUCUGUCUGGUCAGGUAGAAGUUGGCUUAACUGUCUCUGGGAGACCUUAACUGACAGCUAAGGAUGGGUUGGAGAUAGAACUCUCAUUAUACCAAAGAAGGAUAGAAAGUAUCCAUAUUUUGAUUGGUUACCACCACAGAUUUAGAAUUUUCAGUUAGAUUGUGUGAUUGGUUGGGGCUUGACUAAAGUCAGAAGAAGUGAAUAUUUGAUGGAACUAGUCAGUCACGGUCAGUCCAUGUUGUUUGGAGAGUGUCUGUUUGUUGUUGGUAGGUGUUUUUGGUAGAAAGACAGUAAGAGGAUGUAAGACAGUAAGAGGAAGAAGACUGAGGAAGAAGAAAGAAGACUUGAGAUGAAGGCAUAGUGGCUUGGUGACUAAAGACUUUUUGGGGUAGUGAAAUCACUUGGUUUAGGCUUAAGAUGAUGAAAAAAGAAUCUGUCCACAACACUCAAGGAGUGCUUGGCUCUGAUUUCUGGUAGGAGAGCCAGAGGAAGAUUCCAGGAUUGUACAAAUGGUUAAACAGAGGAAGUGACUGGCCCAAGGUUGUCUAGUGGCGUACCUGGCGGCAAGUCAGUAUGUCAAGUCCAAAGUUCAAAGACAGGGGUCAAGCCACACAACCGAAGUCCAGCAGUCAGGAUACAGUGCAGAGUCAAGCCCAAAGCACAGCCCUGUAGAGGUCCAGGAGCAUCCCAGCCAAGGUCCACCAAUAUGGGCAGUUGAGCAGACACAGCGCCUCAGCUCUGUUUCCCUUUUGCACUUUGCCUGCUGAUUGCAGCAUCUGGGCUUGAUAAGGAAUGUGAUCCUCACCUGCCCCAAGCCUAAUCCAGAUGAGAAAUCACACACCUCAUCCCAUAGCUAGUGAACCACACUUGACCAGCUAGGGAGGUGGGCUGUGGCCAUUGCCUGGCCUCAGCCUCCUGGAGCAUCCCUCCUGCUGCUCUCUAUACCUCAGAUGCUGCAGCUGACAUUUUAGUUGGUCCAAAAAACACCAGUGAGUAACCAAGUCUGGUCCAAAUAUGGAAAACAACAUUAUGUCUCAGGCCCACUUCUGUUUCCCAUUCUAUUGCUUCAACCAGCUCACUAGGUGUUUGCUGUCAUGGUAUGCCUUCUCCCUUCUUCAGUGUGUCCCCUCUCUACUCCUUCCUUGCAAAAUGUUUGUGCCUCUUCCAUAGACACAAUUUUUAUAAGCACAUCAUGUUCAUGUGUGUGUGUAAUCAUUGGCACUGCAGUGGGACUCCAGCUCUUCUCCUUGGGGAGGGGGUUUCUAACCCCUGGGCUAUGGGGUGACCUAGUUGUUGAUCUGAAUGAUCUUCAUUCCUUCCCUUUUUGCUGUGGGUCUGCCAAAAAUCUCUGUUUGAUCUGUCAGGGGUAUUUGUCUAAGAAGAACCUAGAAGCUUGUCCCUACAAGAGUCAUUUGCUGCCAUCCCCAUCUCUGAGCCAUGAAGUGAAAAUGUGUGUGUGUGUGUGUGUGUGUGUGUGUGUGUGUGUGUGUGUAAGAGAGAGUAUAGUCAUACAAGUCCAUCCUUAGAUACAUGAAUCUGAGGUUUAAUUUACAAAAAAAUAAAAAUAUCAGUUGCUUUACUACCUGCAAUUUCAAAAGAGAACCUAGCUAAAAGUUCAGUUCCAUUUCUUUGCUGUAUUUUCAUAUUUAAGUUCAGAGGCUUUCAGACUGUGGACUGCCAGUGGUCUAUGGGUUUCAUUCAGGUGGUUUAUGGCAUAUACGUAAAAAUAUAAUUAGAAGUCAUAAAGCAUCUAACACAGUGCAUUACACUUGCUUACUACAACAGGCAGGGUGAGAGAUGGGAGGACAGUCUGUACAUAUUAGGUGAUGGAUUCCCCCCCCCCCCCCGUUUCUUGCUGCAGUGUUGUUUUUCUAAAUCCAAUCCCAUUCAUUGGUAUUUUGUUAUUUUAUGGUGUAUUUAUGACCACAUACCCAAUGUUGUUUUGGAAUUCUAAGAAACAGAUAAAGCCAGUGGUUAUAAGCAGUGCAGUUUUGAAAGGUUCCCUCUGGUAUCUUGCUUCAUAAUGGCAUCUAGCUUCAUAAUGGCAUCUAGCUGUAUCCAAAUAUCGAAAACCUACUCCUUGAUAUCAGGAACCAUCAUGCAAAAUUUGGUUGCAAUAUCUUAAGAUCCAGAUGCAUAGCAAACAAAAAACUUUUCAAAAUACAUACAAUUUCUUUUUUAUUAAUGUUCAUUGCUUUGGGAGUAUUUAGACUGAAAAGUAUUAUAUCAAUAAAUCAAAAUAACUUCAAAUCUAUUUCCUUAUCAGUAAGCAUAUAUACCAUGCAGAUACACUUCUGAUGUUUGUACAAAUUGUGACAAACCUGGGCUCUUUCAUGUUUUACUACUACUACUAUGGUAAAGAUUAUUAGCAAGAUAAAUACAUCUUAAGCAUUCUCAGAUGCUGUAUGAAUGGCCUCAAGCCUCAAACACUAUGUCUUUGAAGCUGUUCUUUACCUAGCAGUAACCCCAUUUUAUGGCUACCCCAACAUGAGCAACAACUGGUUCUCUUUCAUACCAUUUCUGGUUCCCCUCUCCGCACCCCCUAAAAAGACUUGUUAGUAGAGGUGCCCAAGAGCUCUACUUUUCUUUCUCAAAGGAUGAAUAACGCAAACACUUAACUUUUCAGACAUCGCAGUACCAAGUUAGGAAUCCCUUCCCAGCUAUUAAAAUAUGAGCCAAAGACUCUUCGUGGUUCCUUAGUGAGUCAGGCAACAUUUUCUUUGAGGACUUUCAUGUUGCAUUGCUCCCAAGUGCCAGACUUCGUUUAUAUGGUCCUGAAUGACUGCUUGGAACAUUUUUGUUUCUCUUGGCAAUUUUCCUCAUGACAGAAUAUGAUAUUCCUCUUUCUAUGUUUGUAACCAGCCUAGGGAAAUUUUAAUGGGGCUCGGUAAUAAAGAUUUAGAUUGGGACACCCUCCAUCAGCCCAGCCAGCAUGGAAAGUAAUCAAAAAUGAAGGGAGUGUUGUUGUUUAGUCGUGCCCGACUCUUCAUGACCCCAUGGACCAGAGCACGCCAGGCAUUCCUGUCUUCCACUGCCUCCAGCAGUUUGGUCAAACUCAUGUUGGUAGCUUUGAGAACACUGUCCCACCAUCUCGUCCUCUGUCAUCACCUUCUCCUUGUGCCCUCAAUCUUUCCCAACAUCAGGGUGUUUUCCAGGGAGUCUUCUCUUCUCAUGAGGUGGCCAAAGUAUUGGAGCCUCAGCUUCAGGAUCUGUCCUUCCAGUGAGCACUCAGGGCUGAUUUCCUUCAGAAUGGAUAGGUUUGAUCUUCUUGCAGUCCAUGGGACUCUCAAGAGUCUCCUCCAGCACCAUAAUUCAAAAGCAUCAAUUCUUCGGCAAUCAGCCUUCUUUAUGAUGGGAGUAGUCCAACAAAAUAGGCAGGGCACAUUGGCUACUUCUGCAUUUCUCCUAUUUGUCCGCUGUUAGUAUGUGAUCUGUUCCCCAACUAUUAUCAAUAAUAGGUGCAUGAGGAAUGGUUGAGGAAUUGGGUAUGUUUAAGCUGGUAAAGAGAAGACUGAGAGGAGAUAUAAUAGGCAUCUUCAAAAAUCUAAAAGGCUGUCACAUGGAAGCUUGUUUUCUCCUGCUCUGGAGGCCAGGAUCCAAACCAAUGGAUUCAAGGUAAAAGAAAGGUGAUUCCAAUUACACAUCAGAAGGAAUAACUUUCUGACAGUAAGAGCUCUUCAACGAUAGAACAGACUCCCACACUAAGUGGUGGGUUCUCCUUCCUUGGAGGUUUUUAAGCAGAGGUUGGAUGGCCAUCUGUCACAUAUGAUCUAGUCGAGUCCUAUAUUGCAGAGCAUUGGACUAGAUGACUCUCAGGGUUCCUUCCAACUCUACAGUUCUAGGAUUCCAAGCAGGAGCUCAACCCAACUGCCCAUUCGCUGUCAGCUGCCAAAUACUAAAAAUAUUCAGAGGCAGGACAAACUGGAGCGUGUUAUAGACAAGGCAGAGAGGGAUAAAUCUUACAAUGUUAUCUCAGACCCCAAACUCACAAGAUGGAUGUAGAACCUUUGGAGAUUAAAAGGCAAGAGUAAGCUGGUCUUCCAUAGACAUAUGAAGGCAGCCCUGUUUUGGAAAGCUUUUAAUGUCUGAUGUUUUGUUUUGUUCUUUAUAGUUUGUUGGAAGCUGCCCAUAGUGGCUGGGGUAAAAAUAAAUUUUCAUCAUCUUGAUAGGCACACCUGAGAGCCACCUGAGAGCCUCUAAUGGCAACAUCUGUGCUCUUAGGUGCAGCUCUAAGAUACUGCCCAGCUUAAGGCUCCUGAUUAUAUAAUUAACAUAGAAGAAGAAGUGUUUGGAUUUGAUAUCUCACUUUAUCACUACCCCGAGGAGUCUUAAAGCAGCUCAUAAUCUCCUUUCCCUUCCUCCCCCCACAACAAACACUCUGUGAGGUGAGUGAGGCUGAGAGACUUCAGAGAACUGUGACUAGCCCAGGGUCACCCAGCAGCUGCAUGUGGAGGAGCGGGGAAGCGAACCCUGUUCACCAGAUUACGAGUCCACCACUCUUAACCACUACACCACACUGGCUCUCAGGAGUACUGAGAACUUAUAAUAUAAGUUUUUACUUAUAAAGUCAAAUAAAUCCACAAAUAAAUGCAGAGAUGUGGAUGUGCCAGGGUGCAGAGAUGUGGAUCUCCUAGGGUUCCAGGUGCUGACGCAGGUUCAGUUUCCUUGGAAUGAAGGACAGCGGAGACCGUGGUGUCUUCAGGAGGCAUGGUUUGAUUUGCACAAGUACAACCUGAGCAGAGCAUCCGCGACCCAACAGAUCUUGCUUCUCCAUUAAGUCCUUUUAUUCUGUUGCAGUGCCAGAGGAAGGGGGGCGGAGGUAAGAGAUUGGGGGCGGGGACACAUGAUUAAGCGGUGUACAAAUUAACCCAACAAUGCUUUGCGGCAGCCGUAUCAGCGUUUCAACGAGCCAGUUGGAUAUCGGGGACUCUUGACGUUGUGUACUGGAGGACCCCAAGCUGGAAGAAAAUCCUUGCUCCCCAGAGAGACGUCGGCUUGGACAGCCCCGAGCUUCAACUACGAAGCCUACGAGAGCGACUCCGACUGUAGCUUCCUUGGGGCAGAGACCUGCCUGCAUGGCUGAUGCCACACAUUCUCGCUCCUCCUCCCAGCGCAUCUGAAAGAGCUUCCCCCUCUUCCUCCGCAGUUUCCCAAAAUUGGAUCAGAGAGCUUGCUGACUUCCCACGAAGCUGGAGAAAGUGAUAGUUUUUGGGACUCCCCUAAGGAGGCAGGUGGUGGACAGAGCGAGACCACGUUGUCUAGACCCCGAGACUGCGUCUGGAUUUACUCAGUCCUGACUGGGUAGGUGGCAGCGGCCUAAGCGGUGAUUGGCAGAAGGGGAGGGGGGCAUAUCAACUGCAGAAUGGAACUGUUGUUUCAGUUAUAGGUGCCUUGAGUUUUAAUGUUUGGUUGUGUUUUUUAAUUCCUCGUCUUUUGCAUCUUUCCCUUGCAGGUUCCAAAUCUGUCCCCAUUCAGCUCCCUCAGCAGCCUUUCCUCCCUGUCCUCUGUGUCCUCCCUUGAUUCGCUUUGGGACUCACUGAAUGAGGUACGUAGCAGAGCAGGAGGGAACUCCUGCUGAGCUGCACAAGGGCAACCCUGAGGCUGGAGAGGGACCCAUUCAGAGUCAUGGGUCACAGUUAUUUGUGCUCAUGCAUUUCUACUCAGAUACAAGCCUGUGUCCCAAGUUUUGAUUUCCUGGAAAGGCUUUUGUGCAAAUUGCUCGUCUUUUACAUCUUUUCCUCGCAGGUGCCAAAAAUUACCCUGUCCAGCUCCAUCAGCUCCCUGAGUUCCCUGUCCUCCCUGGAUUCGUUUUGGGACUCAUUGAAUGAGGUAGGUAGCAGACAGAACAGAAGGGAAGCCCUGCUGAGCUGCACAAGGGCAACCCUGAGACUGGGGAAGAGGAGGAGGAGAAGCCAGCUGGCCGGCCAGGCCACCUUCUGGACCAGUUGUGAGCAAGGGGGCAGACAGGCAUGGGGCUGCUAAGGGCAGGCUGUGCUUGCUGGCGCUCUCCUCAUGGACCAGCCCCCCAUGGCGCCAGGGCUGUAGGGCUUCCCUGGCUAGCAACUCAAUGUGGGCAGGAGAGUCUGGCUUCCGAGUUCCUGUCUCAUUCUGGGCUGCUCUCUUUCUCCUUUCUCCCCACCACCACUGCCACCACCUCUGGGGUCCUGUCUCUGCCAGAAGUCAGCCUCUGAAUCCUUUGAAAAAGUGGCUGUCUCAUUUUGGGCUGCUCUCUUUCUGCUCUCUCCCCACUACCACUGUGACCACCUCUGGGCUGGUUCCUCCAUCCUGUCUGGGCCAACAGUCAUCCUCUGAGGACGAAAUAUCCCAUGACAAAGUGACAGAGGAGGAGGGAAGCCCAGGCAUGGAAGCCAGAGUGGCCAAAAGAGAUCCAAACAGACGAGUGCAAUUGGGAGCAGAGGAUCUGUGCAAACCUUUCCCUUUCUUUUUUUCCACUUAGAAAACUGGCUGUGAAGAUAAAGAUCCUACAGGUAGAAAAGCAGCUAGAGACCUUGCUUUUGAGCAGAAAGAGGUGUGUGUGUGUGUGUGUGUGUGUGUGUGUGUGUGUGUGUGUGUGUGUGUUUUAAUGGAAGCAGUUCCCUGCUCCCCCAUGUAAACUCUAGAGAGGUGGAUUCAUUGGCACAUUUGAUGUCUGACAGGAAUUGCCUACAAUCAGGACACAUUACAAGUUGAAAACAGUUCUGUUGCUUCAGCAGCACCACCAGUGGAAGUGAAAUUGACUGCUUUCUGA